AUUUCUUGAGCCUCAUUGAAAUUCGAAACGUCUUGUACAUUUAUUACAUAGCUCAAAAAUUUAAAUACGAAUAAUGAAGUAACUAUACUUCGAGAAACAUAAAAGGUAAACCGUAUUUGAUGAACUCUCAAAUGACGAAGCAGAAAAUUAAAAAGAUAAUUAAAAUACUGGUGAAGAAAUAGCCGAUAAUUUGCACUUUCAUAAAGGAACAAUAUAAACAUUAUCGUACGGUUAUCGCAAGCGAAAUAUCCUGCCAAAUAGAUUAAAAUAAAGACGGAAAGGUAAAGGAUACGCGAAAUUGUUAGGUAACUCUUCAGUUUACAGCUGUGUCGAAGAAAAAUUCUUUCCUAAUUUAGUGAAUGUUCUCUUCCAACGAUUGUUUUAUUGCGAAGCGCAAAAGUAGCUGGACGUAUUCAUAAAUUACAUAAGAUAAUUAUAGAAAUAAAAUUGGAUACGAAUUUGAAGUGAUAAAUUCAGUAGCUGCAAAGACAGAAAAUACGAAUCCAAACUUCCAAUAAUUGUGGGAAAAAGAUGAAAAUUGCUCAAUUAAUGCCCAUUUAGAGGAGACCCGACGUAAAUAUGCCAGCUUCAAUAAUUGGUUCCAAUCGUAAUCAUGGACGCAAACUACUGACUGAUGAAUUUGCUGAAAUAUUCGAAUCACCCAAUUAAGCUCGGCGUUCAAACAACGCUAAACUAUUGAGGAUAUGAUUUCGCCGAAACACAUAUGCGUUGAACAGGCUGACCACUCAACAUUAACCCUUUUUUUAAUCGCUCAAAAAGAGACGGCUGUGAUUUCUUCUGGUGAAUAAGGAAAUAAAGUGAAAAUCGAUUUAAUGGGAGGAUUUGGAGAAGAUUCUAAAGUUGAUGAGAAAAUCGACGAGUUUGUGCAUGUGCUUCACGCCAUUAACGAGGGAGUGCAAGUGGAUAAUGAGCCGAAAUGGAGACACAAAUUUUGGCAGAUAUUCCCUUCUGUUUGUGCAUCCCUCUUAGCGAUACCUUUCGGUAUAAUGUUAGGAUGGCCAUCAACGGCUUACCCUUACUUGCUUCAAGAAGCUUCUGUGAUACCAAUCUCAUUGAGCCAAAGUGCCAUGAUAGCUGGAUUCUUCAUGCUUGGGAUAACGACAGCUACACCGUUUUCGUCUAAGUAUCACAUAGGGCCGAAAUAUGGAAUAUGGAUCGGUAUGGCGUUCUUCAUCCUCAGCUGGAUCUUGAUGUAUCAUUCGUCUAACGUCUUUUGGCUGCUGAGCAGCAGGUACACAGCAGGGCUUGGAGGUGGUUACGGUUUCGGCCAAGUCAAAGCUUACAUCAAAGAUAUGUGCGAACCAAAACUUAGCGCGGUUUUGAUCAAACAACUUAAUUUCUACGGGUUCUUCGGCAUCAUAGCAGCCUUCACAAUCAACAUAUUCUUAGACUUCAGGGGAUUCUCCCUGAUGGCUCUCAUAAUUUCGGCGAUCAUUCUGUUCAUCACUCUAUUCCUUCCCAGUUCACCUAAAGACUUCAUCAGAGCAAACAGGAUAGACGACGCUCUAAUACUCCUCAAUUACCUCAGAGGAAAAAAAGAUCACACCCAAGAAAUCAAGAAUAUACAUCAGGGUCUCUCUCAAAAAGAAGCUGAAUUUCUUAUACCGAUAAUGAGGGACAGAAUUUUACGCAACAAGCUCAUAAAGCUUGUUUCGAUGGUUUUCCUGCAGCAAUUUUCAGGCGCGCCAACAUCCUUAGUUUACUGUCAAAUUAUAUUUUCAGAAUCUGGCUGCCCCACUCCGGAGUACUGUGCGGUAAUUUAUGCUAUAAUUUUUUUUACUUCAAACGUGUAUGGCGCUUUUUACUUAUCGAGUUUGAACAAAAAGUGUACCUUGAUUUUAUCGAGUCUUAGUAGCGCGGCCAUGCUGGCGAUACAAAUUUUAGUUUUGUAUUUCGAAGUCAGCGAUAGAUGGCCUUAUGUUUCGCUUUUCGUGAUGAUAUUCUUCAUCACUUUUUACUGUUUAGGGGUGGGUACUGUACCGAGUACUUACAUCUCAGAGUGGUUCCCUGCCAAGUACCAACAGGGAAUUUCCAAUAUUUUCACUAUGGAAUUUUAUAUGUGCGCACUGGUAGCCACAAAAACGUUUCAAGUAUUCAUGUCUUCGAAUCCACUCUACGUAGGUUUUUUUCUAUUCAUUACGGCCGACCUUUUUUUGCUUAUAUUUGUCAUGAUAUUCCUAGAAAACGAUUGUGAUACUAGAAAAAAAUAUCUGAGAUCCAAUGGCUCUAACUUUUUGAAUGCCAAAGAUGGAAAACCUCAUCCUGUUUAGUGACUUAAUUUUAAUUCCAUCGAAUUAUCUGAAAUAUGGUUCGAUUUCAAUGAAAUUAUUUUAUUUUUAGAAUUGCGCUGCUGGCGGCGUUCUUUAAUAUCUUAUUGAAUUACCUCAAUUUUCAUUGGCCGAUUACUUAAAAUGAAAGUGAGAAGCAUAAAGUUCUUACUCCUGUUUUUUCGGAAAUUCAUUUUGAACAAUUUUCAUUACUGUUUACAGUGUUUACUUAGAAUAUACAUAAUGCAGAAGUAAAGAAAAAUUCCAACACAAGUGUAAAAUUCUUGAAGAAUUUUGUUUCAGGAAUAAAUAAUUGUGGAUUAUUGCUCUAAUGAAGAAAUCAUUUAUGAUUUUUUCAGUUAAAUCUGUAUCUUUAAAAUACCCUUUGUUAAGAGUUAUAAAAAAUAAAAAUAUUUUUUCAUCGG
This is a messenger RNA of Coccinella septempunctata (seven-spotted ladybird), 2713 nucleotides long. Its product is annotated as facilitated trehalose transporter Tret1-like. Gene Ontology annotation, cellular component: membrane. Gene Ontology annotation, molecular function: transmembrane transporter activity. The transcript has 4 exons. The record is from RefSeq and is a predicted model, not a curated record. The coding region runs from base 834 to 2291 and encodes 485 amino acids. Lineage: Eukaryota; Metazoa; Arthropoda; Insecta; Coleoptera; Coccinellidae. Gene Ontology annotation, biological process: transmembrane transport.